GCGACAAAACACGACCACCUUCUUCAAGCCCCUCCAGUAUUAUUCGUCGCACUUCCUCCCUGGAUACACUUGCAGCUCCGUAUCUUGCUGGGCACUGGCCUCGUGACAGUCAUGGGCAAGCUGCACCUUGCAUGAGGGACAAAGCUACACAAACGGAGAGUGCAUGGGCUGAAGAGUAUGCUGAAAAGAAGAAAGGAUCCCAUAAGCGCUCAGCAUCGUGGGGCAGUACAGAUCAACUUAAAGAGAUUGCAAAAUUACGCCAGCAAUUACAAAGAAGUAAACACAGCAGUCGUCAUCAUCGAGAUAAAGAAAGACAGUCUCCAUUCCAUGGCAACCAUGCAGCUAUUAACCAGUGUCAGGCUCCUGUUCCAAAGAGUACACUUGUUCCAGUAAUUCCCAUCACCAAAUCAACUGGUUCUCGGUUCCGGAAUAGUGUGGAAGGACUAAAUCAGGAGAUUGAAAUAAUAAUUAAGGAGACUGGGGAAAAGGAAGAGCAACUUAUACCACAGGAUAUUCCAGAUGGCCACCGUGCACCUCCUCCCCUUGCACAGAGAAGUAGCAGCACACGAAGCAUUGACACACAGACCCCUGGUGGGGCAGAUAAGGGAAGCAACAACAGCAGCCGCUCUCAGUCUGUGUCUCCAACAUCCUUCCUCACCAUCUCCAAUGAAGGCAGUGAGGAGAGUCCUUGUUCAGCUGAUGACCUGCUUGUUGAUCCAAGGGAUAAAGAGAAUGGGAACAACUCUCCUUUGCCCAAAUAUGCAACUUCACCAAAACCUAACAACAGUUACAUGUUUAAAAGGGAACCUCCUGAAGGCUGUGAAAGAGUCAAAGUCUUUGAGGAAUGCUCGCCAAAACAACUUCAUGAAAUCCCAGCCUUUUACUGUCCUGACAAAAACAAGGUGAAUUUCAUUCCUAAAAGCGGCUCUGCUUUCUGCCUCGUCAGCAUCCUUAAGCCACUCCUUCCCACACCGGAUCUUACCCUCAAGGGCUCUGGCCACAGCCUAACAGUCACCACUGGCAUGACAACCACUCUGCUUCAGCCCAUCGCCGUGGCCUCCCUUUCUACAAACACAGAGCAAGAUCGAGUCUCUCGAGGAACCAGUACAGUUCUGCCAUCAGCCUCCCUACUCCCACCACCAGAACCAAUUGAGGAAGCUGAAGGAUAGGUCCCAGUGCUGUGUGGCCAUGGUUCUGAGAAACUGAGGACCUCCUCGCAUCUUUUGACUGUGCUGGCAUUAUUUGUCCCCGGUUGGCUGUGACAUGCUCCAGCUCUCCAAUGACAUGUGACAGGAGGCUUCUGGAAGAAAGCAGCCCUUCUGACUGCUCUGCCCCACUCAUGAAGACCAACCCUCAGUGCUUAGCCUGUUUUUUUCUUAAAGCACUGAUUGAAAUAAGAAAGGUCUCAUUCUUUACUUUUGGAGGGACAGUGUCACAUUGUUUGUUUUCAAAUUAGACUUGUAUACACACACACACACACACACAAACACACACACCCUGAUCCCCUGCAAACAUGAUUUCUGAGGGAGAUGUGGAUGAUGCUGCAAGAACCAUCUUUUAUAUGAAAACUACUAUUUUAUAAUACCAAUGUUACAUUUCUGAAACGUAGCAAACAAGGAUGUUCAACAGAUUCUUUGGUGGCCUCUGUUUCUUGUUUCCCUUUCUAGAUGUGUGCUUUUCUCAGCUGUUUUCAGCUUUGGGACCAAAGGGAUUGUUGAUGUUUUCCUAACAAUGUUAAUCUCAUGACUAUGUUCUUCUCCCAAAUAAGAAUUGAUAGGUAAAUGCAUUGAACAAAUAUAUAAAAAGAGAUAAGAAGCAAUAUUUGUAUUACAUUAUGUGAUUUAUGUUUUUUGAUGUCAGGUUUGUGCUUUGAGUGAAAUAUUUGUAAAACUGUUGUUUUCGUCAUUAUUCUUGUAUACAUUUCACUAUGUGGUCAAAAAAGUUGCAGUCUAAAGACAAGUGCUUUAAUAUUUUCUCACCCAUAUUGGAACUUGGUUUAAAAGUCAGUGAGCCAAAAAGGAAACUAUCCAGUGUUGAAUGCUAGGUAGGAGUAAGGAGCCCUUUGGUUUUCUGUGAAACGUAUAUUGUGAUCGCCCUCCUCUGCCAAAUGUCUUUCUACCUUUAAUCAUCACUGUAUCAUAGCCCCAAGAGACCCUAAAAUGGCUGUGCAUGGAUUUCCUCCUUUGCUUUCGUGAUGUUGUUUUGUGGAUUUGGUCGGGUUUAGUAAUUUGCCAGGAGUGUAAUCCAUUGAAUAGCAAUCCGUAGCUGCAGAAUCUUGAUACUGACUUUUCUUUACAUGGUUGGCACUAAGAUUUGUUGCCUACAGAUUUUGCUAGGUUCUUCUCCAACAUUCCAUACAGUGGGGAAAACAGAUGAGAAGAGCUUCGGAGCAUAAACAAAAGGCACCUUUGAAAAUCCACACAAUUUUGGAUUUGGCCUCAUCCUAAUAAAACCAUUGCCAGUAUCACUUGACAGUAUUUCAUUUCUAAGUAUGGGGUAGUAAAAUUAAGGAGCAACUCUUUUUUAAGAAUUAAUUUCAGCAAACAGUGUUGAGAAAAAUGCAUCCUUUUAAUAUCUUCAGAUACUAUCUUAAGAUGCAAUAAUUUACUAAUCCUAUACAAAUGAUAGGCAGAAAAAAAAACCAAAAACUCAAGUCCUUACAAAAGGAUACCAUUUUAAAGUAUUCCCUGAAGGAAAACCUAGGAGUAGCAAUAAAUCUUCGGAAAGGACUUAAUACCUUUAAAACAUCUAAGCAUUUAAAAUAUGUCCUAUUUGGUUUAAAAUGGAGAUUUAGGUAAAACAGAUAAGUUUAAACAUUUAAAUUGAGUCUGUCCAGUUCUAGUUGGUAAGACUGAUAAAUUUUGUUAUUUUUUUCCAUCCAAAACUUUAUUUGCUAGGAACUAGUAUUGUAGCUUCUAACUUAACAUUCAACCAUGCGGGAUCUUGAUUUUCUGAUUGUUGUUUUGUUUGUUUUUUAAUUACUUAAUUGGUUUUCAAUUUCUGGUUGGUUUUUUUCCUUUGCGUUCUUUAUUACCACUCUUGACUUUGCUAGUUUACAAUGAUUAUCUGUUCUAACAGAAGUACAAAAGGUAAAAUUGGGUGAGUUGCUAAUGAAUGGGGUUAGAAGGUAGCUAAACAAGGUUUUGUUAAUCUUUUUUUUUUUUAACUUAAAUUCUAUUGUCUGUAUUUUUUCCUUUGCCUUACACCUCCUUUCCUUUUCUGUCUCCACCCCUACUAGUCUCAGAGGUAUUUUAUAGGAAUGUUACUUUGUAACAGAUUUUCUUUUACUCCAUUGUACACAUUUGUCAAAUUCCCAUCUUUUUGUAGAGUUUCAUGUAUCCUUAAUCUGAAGUAAUUUAAAAUCAGAAUGGAAGAACAAGUUUCAUAUUUAUUAUUUACAACCUUAUAAGUAGAGCUUCUAUUCUAAUGCUUGGUUGUAAGGAGAAUGUGAAUUUGUAGGUAAAUGAAUUGUAUGGCAACCAAAUAUUAUCCCUUGGGUUUAGGAGAAAUAAGAGCCUAAGAUUUGAAAAUAAGGUCCAAGGUACAAAACAACUCUUAACUGCCAGUGCCAAAGGGCUAAUUUUUAAGCACAUAAGCUGUAUCACGGUCUUAAAAAAUGUUAGCCGUAGGUCCAUCCAGCUGUUUUAUUUAACCCUUAGUUCCCAGGUGGAUUUUGUAAAAAUGGGUCCACUCUCAAUAGAUUGCAGUAAUAUUGUAUUCUAAAAUCACACUCCACUGUUACUCUGUAGAAAACUGUACAGAAGAUAAAUAGACUAGCUUUGGUGGGAAUAUAAUUUAACUUUUUUCCCAGUGCUGGGGAUCAAACCUUAGUUAUCAUAAAGAUUCGGCAAGCCCUCUACCACAGGCUAAUGCAUCCCCAGCUCCCAAUUAAAAAUUAAUCAAAAAAUAUAUUUCUAUUUCAGUAAAAGAAAAAUGGGUGGCAUAUAUCUUUCAGCAAAAGGAGCUAUUCUCUAGUUACUCACUUGUCCUAGUUAUUCUUUGCCCUUAAGCAAUUUCUUCCUUACGAUAAAACUGACACAUUUACUGUUUCUGAUUAUGACUUAAGUGAUCAGUUAUGUUUUAAAAUCAUUGACUUCACCUCUUUGGUUAAAUGUGAGUGUGGAUGCCAAAAUUUUUUAACUAGAUAUUUCAUUUUGUUUAAAAUAUUCCUUACACUUAUGACUCCAGGGGCCAAAUCAGUCUUUGGAAGGUGCUACUGCUAACUGGGGAAUAUCUGGCAACAUGAAAGGGUAGGUUUUGUUUUUUCUUUUUUGAGAAAUAGUUGGCUUUCACUGGAAGAAGUAUAAAAAUGGCAGAGGUUAUAGCCACCUCUGUACCCAAGGUUAGGACUGGGUUGUCAGGAUUUUCUUUUAGGGAAAAUAGGAAAAAUUUCCACUAGUAAAUUUAUUGUUCUAAACUUAGAUUCAUUCCUUAAUGCUUGGAUUUUUGUUGUAUCAAAACUGGACCAGUGGAAGUGCUGAAUUUGCAAAAUAAAGCUGAGAAUAUGUAACUCUGCACUUUAAGAUUUAUGUUUUACUCUGCCUAAAUUAGUGGUAAGGAGAGUAGCCCUGAACAAUGUUUUGUUUAUACAGUCCUUUUGAGUAUAACUUAUGUCUUUUUAAACUCUGCAUCUUUUGUCUCUGUUAAAGCUGUGUAAAUCUUUUUAAAAUGCAGUUUUUAAAAAUUGUUUUCUAACAAAAUUCUCCCUCCCCCAAAGCAGCAUUUCCCGUGGUAAUAGGUAUUGUUACUAUGUCCGUAUGUAUUCCCUGUACCUGAACACUCGUUGCUGCCUCACAAGAAAAUAGAACUUUUAUGUUAAAAAUAAAGUCUGUUCUUGAGAGUUUCUGCUGUGUAUUUUUAGGAACAUUGUCUCAAAUUCGAAGUCCAUUUCUUUUCUGGCAUUUCUAGCUAUACAACAUACAUAGUGUAUUCUUCUUCACAGAUCGAUAAAAAACUGUGUUUGUGUUGAGUACAGGUUCCUUGCCACCCCUGACUUGUCAUGGAGAAGAAUGAACCUCAUCUUUGUGGUACACUCUGAGCUGACAUCAAAAUGGAACCUGAAAAAAAAAAAAAUGGAACCUGCACGCUGAGAGAUGUACUGGUUUGUUUAUAAGUGGUUCAGCAAGUCAAAGUUUGUUAAGCGUUGAUAUAGCUGGGACAGUCAGUUCUAAAGUACAAAGGGUUUUUUUCCUUUCUUUUUUUAAUUCUUGCUAAACCAGCUCUUCUUCCCCGUGGCAGUGGUUCAUCCAGUAGACCCUUGGUACCCUUGGUUGCUUCCCAAGAGGCCACCAGACGAAGAGCAGCACUGCACCAUCCUGUAACUAUACUUGACCAAAACUGUGUGUAGUAAAUCUGCGAAUAAGGUGGGCUUAUGAUGUAUCCUAGAAGCUUAGUUGGGCUGGUAAGUUCGGUCCAUAAUCACACAAUGGAGUUGGUAAGAUAAACUCAAUGAAGACUGCUCUGUGCUUUGUUAAUUUUUUUUGUUUUUGUUUUCAGUUUUAUAAAAACUUAUUUGUGGCCAGGCGCCAGUGGCUCAUGAUUAUUUGGAAGGCUGAGAUGAGGAAGGAUCACAGUUCAAGGCCAGCCUGGGCAAAUACUUUGCAAGACCCCAUCUCCAGAACAGCUAGAGCAAAGUGGACUUUAAAUGUGGUUCAAGCAGUAAGGAGAACCAGCUUUUCAAGCUUAAAACCUUGAGUUCAAACCCCACCCCUCCCCCCCUGCAAAAAAAUCUGGCUUGCUACUGACUCAUUAUUGUUAGUUCCAGAUAUUCAGGAAGCAGAGAUCAAGAGGAUUGUGGU
This is a messenger RNA of Castor canadensis (American beaver), 5798 nucleotides long. It is a transcript of the gene Fam117b, whose product is annotated as family with sequence similarity 117 member B. The record is from RefSeq and is a predicted model, not a curated record. Lineage: Eukaryota; Metazoa; Chordata; Mammalia; Rodentia; Castoridae.